CGGCUCGGAGCCUUCAGAUAAGUUACAAAAAUCGAAGUGAAUAUUACCACAAAGUGUACAUUCUCAGUACGGUAAACGUACAUCUAUCAAAAAAACCAACGAAAAAUCUUGUAAAGAAGUGUAAAAUUUUCAAAUGCGUUCAAGAAUGAGUGUCGUACCGAAGUUAUUUUCUCAUUGGUGGGAGGCUCUCGAACGUCCGCAUCGACUGAUGGAUCAACAUUUUGGGUUAAUGGUGAGACCCGAAGAUCUCAUGCCACCGUCAUUCAUCGAGCGCCGAUUCCAACCGAAUUAUUAUCGUCCUUGGGCCGAGCUCAUGCGAGAAGCUGAAAAAGGUUGGUCGAUGGUGAAAAACGACAAGGACAAAUUUCACGUUGCCCUGGACGUCCAACAAUUCAAACCCGAAGAGAUUCAGGUUAAAGUCCAGGACAAUUUCAUCGUGGUCGAGGGCAAGCAUGAGGAGAAACGGGACGAUCAUGGCAUCGUGUCAAGACAUUUCGUUCGAAAAUACAUGGUGCCCGAGCAGUGCGAUCCUGAACAAACUACGUCGACUCUCUCCUCCGAUGGUGUCCUUACGAUCUCAGCUCCAAGAAAACCUGAAUCUCUGGAAAGCAAACGUGUCAAACCCAUACCGAUUGAACACACCGGGAAACCAGCCAUCGAAAACGAACAGGAGCAAGAACAAGAAUCACACAAACUAUCUGCCAAACAGUGAACUUACAAAAUUUACUAACAUUUUUCGCUAGUCCGCCAUUGAUUAUCAUUUUAUCCAUCAACAUUUUUUUUCGUAUAUUAUUUUCAUUUCCUUACUCUUGUUACGUCAUUAAAAUUUUGUAUGUUCCUACAAAUUCCAUAUGUUGAACAAAAUGGCUGUAAAUGGUAUAUUUUAGUGUUGACAAAAAUUUUGUAUAAGUAAGUCCGUUAUAAUAAAAACAGAAAAAGAAAUUGAAAAAAAAAAA
Messenger RNA from Venturia canescens, 956 nucleotides. Its product is annotated as protein lethal(2)essential for life-like. Gene Ontology annotation, cellular component: cytoplasm; nucleus. The record is from RefSeq and is a predicted model, not a curated record. Gene Ontology annotation, biological process: response to heat; protein refolding. NCBI's taxonomy places the organism in Eukaryota, Metazoa, Arthropoda, Insecta, Hymenoptera, Ichneumonidae. The transcript has a single exon. The coding region runs from base 134 to 712 and encodes 192 amino acids.